AUGCCUUUUGAAGCUACCCAGUACCUGUAUGUGGCCCAUCCAGUACCUGCACUAGAAACUAAUCGACUUCAGAGCCUGGUGACUGCCGCAGAUGCUCAGUUCACUGACAUGCAAUCAUCACUUGAUAACACCAAUCAAAUUUUGGGUACUGCAACAGAUUCCCUCAAUCGAGCUGUAUCGAUUCUAAAUGAUACACAGGAUCAAGUGACUUUUGCACAGAACUUAGUAUCAGAAGUAGAAACAAGUCAAAAUAAUAUCAACACUGUUUUAACUACUGCUAGUAGUGAUAUUACAAGUGCUGGACAGCUUUUUAGUGAUACCCUAGAAGUGAAAAAUGGUGGGAGUGAAAGUACUGCUCCUGUUCCCCCAAGCGUCAAUCAGCUUGGCUACAAUGGGUGGACAUCUGUGCUUGAUGAUGUAAAGUCUCAUACAAGUAGUGUCAUCGAUCAGCAAGGAAAUGCUGAAGUGUUUGUCCGUGCAGCUGAAAUUUACGCCAGUAAAUUGUACAAUACAUCACGAGAUACACUUGAGGUUUUUCAAGAAGCACAAGACCACGGACAGCCAGCAGUUGAUGCCAUUGAUAGCUAUCAACAAGCAAUAACAACUCUUGAAGAAGCUACUGCCAAAGCUGUUGAGGCUAACACCACGAUAGCUGAAGCCCUCAAUUAUGUCAAUGAAGUCUCUGUGUCCAAAAUACAAGAAGAAGCAGCAUCCUCACAAACAAGCAGUAAUGAUUUAAAAAACAGUGUUGAAAACAGAAACACCGACCCAGCUGCAUUGCAGUUGAGGUUGACUGAAGCCAAUGGUACAUUAGCUGUAGCUGAGCAAACUUGGGCACAGGUUGAAGAGAAUUAUGCAGCCCUUCAGGUAGAAGCAUCAGGAUUGGAUUUAACAUCACAAGAUCCCGGAAUUACACCUAUAGUAACUACAGCAACAUCAACGGCUACAAAAGCUAUCCUUGACGCAAAUGAAGUGAUCACUGCAUCAACAAUAUUGAAUGAGGACAUCAAAAUAGACCAGCAAAAUGUAGUGAUAGUACAGCAAAGUGUUGCUAAUGCUACUGUGUUAAAUGCAGAAUUGGACACCCUAGUUCCGCAGAUAGAAUCAGACUUGGUUGAUUUGUCGUCUACCGUAGACACACUAACUGAUCUUCAAAAUGAGACGAGUUACCAACGUUCAGAUAUCAAUUCACGAAUGGCGAUACUACAACAGAAAUUAGCACAAGCCCAGCAGGCAGUGGCCAACUCCAAGCAACCUGUACAUUUCUCUGCUCAUAGCUCAAUGCAGUAUUUGCGAUCAGAGCCCUUAGAAACCUACCUGUACAACAGCAUAUCAUUAAAAGUGAAAGCUGAAACACCUAAUGGAUUGCUUUUCUUUACUGAGAAUGACCCAGCAGAUGUUUUAAUGGCUAUUGAAGUGAUUAAUGGACAUCCGGUGUUUCGAUUCAAUCUUGGCCAAGAUCUCGUCUCUGUUGAAAGUCCAGUGGAUAUCUGCUGUAAUUCGUGGUAUGAGAUCAUAGCAACAAGGUAUGGUUAUGAAAGUCGUAUUUCUGUCAAAGAUAUGACAACUGGGGGAGCAGCAUUGGAAUAUACUAAAAGUGUGGUGACUUAUGAGAAGUAUCUACGUCUUGGACUAGAUAGUGUACUUUUUGUAGGAGGUCUGCCAGUCAAUUAUCCACUCAAUACAACCAGUGAUUCAGUGCCCGAGCUUGAUGAGUCUUCCUUGGUCCAGAUAAUCCCGCUACAAAACCGUGAUUAUGUUGGAUGCCUUUCUAAUGUUCAGUUUGAUGAUCAAGAAUUAAAUCUGUGGUUGGCUGACUUACAGGAAGGUUCAAUGACCUGCUGUAAUAGACCAACUAUUGUGACACCACCAGACCCUGCCUUAACUGAUGGUGUUUCUUUUACUGGUUAUGGAUAUAUGGAGUUACCAAUGGAAACCUUUGAUAUCUACUCAUCUGCAAGUAUGUCAGUUGAGUUCCGUACAUCAAUGAAAGAUGCAGUCUUGAUAUUACUCUCCAGACCUGAUCUAGUGGCUUAUAUUGGUUUGUACAUAUAUAAUAGGAAACUCUUGUUUCAGUAUAAACUGUCUGGAGCUCUCGUACAAACAAUUGAGACUGUAGCAGAUUUCAAUGAUGCUACGUGGUAUAAGACUACAUGUGGCUUCAACAGCACCAGUAUAUUCCUGAGUGUGGAAUCUAGUGAUGGAGACAUAUCUGAAUCUUAUGUAAUGCCGUUAUUGGUCACACCUAUAACAUUCCCUAAUUUGCAGACUGGUACAAGGCUUACACUAGGUUCCUCUAUUGACAACACACUCCGUGGCCCAACUAAUCUAAAGUUUGCUGGUUGUAUGCGUAAACUAAUGCUAACAAAUGGUACAUCUAUGAAUCUCAUACCACGACCAAUGACAAAUACCACAGCUGUCAGUUAUAGUGAUGUCUCGUUUUCUGGAUGCUUGGCUGAU
Saccoglossus kowalevskii is the source of this 2460-nucleotide messenger RNA. RefSeq names its product laminin subunit alpha-2-like. Gene Ontology annotation, biological process: tissue development; animal organ morphogenesis. The record is from RefSeq and is a predicted model, not a curated record. Lineage: Eukaryota; Metazoa; Hemichordata; Enteropneusta; Harrimaniidae.